GUGAUUGUAAUGUUCCCAUUAAUGGAGGCGACAACCGUUCGAUUCCCCACUGAUCUUUGCAGCUAAACUGUCUCUCAUUCUUUUUCUCUUUCUUCAUCUCUCCCUCACUCACAGAGACACUGACAUUUCUGGUUGCAGCAACUGUGCUCAUACUUUGAGACCCUCUUCGUAUAUAAUCCCAGACAAACCCUCUCCCCCAAACUAUACUACACAUUGCUAUAUAUCUCUAUUUUCUUUCUGUCUCUCUCUUUCACUAUGGAUUUCCAGACCCCAAAUACUUCUCUUCAUCUAAGCCAACCCAACAACCAUCAUCAUCAGCUGAACUUGGAUCUUGUUCUUGACCAUUUAUCAUCAUCUUCCUCUGCCUUAUCGUCCUCAUCAACUCUCAGUGUUCCGCCUGUAGCGGAUCAAAUAACCCGGCGCGUAUUUUCUUGCAACUAUUGCCAGAGAAAGUUCUUCAGUUGGCAGGCACUCGGAGGCCACCAAAAUGCUCACAAGCUGGAGCGCACGUUAGCCAAGAAAAGCAGGGACCAGCUAAGCUCCGCCAUCGGACCUCAUCACGGUGGCAGCUUGAACCAACGGCCAGGAUCGAGCUCCCCGCCACGUCUUGCCGGAUUAGCACAUGCUGGUAGGUUUGGAGCUCAUAUCAUGAACUGUGGAUAUAGGCCUGCAGAAAAUGUUGAGGAGGAGAUUGGCCACCUUGAUUUGUCUUUAAGGCUUUGAUUUCGUGUUUUCAGAUUAUUAAUGUAAUUUUUUUUUAUUAGUUACCUACCUGCUCGAUCGACUUCAUGUUUUCAACAUAUUGAUUCAAAAUCAAUCAAAUGGGUCAGCUAAAAUGACACUGACCCUUUUUAAUUUCUUUUUAUUUUUGUUUGCUCUAUAAUAUGGCUUAUGUACGUACUGGGAUU
This is a messenger RNA of Rosa rugosa (rugosa rose), 908 nucleotides long. Its product is annotated as zinc finger protein 2. The coding region runs from base 256 to 723 and encodes 155 amino acids. Gene Ontology annotation, biological process: negative regulation of abscisic acid-activated signaling pathway. The record is from RefSeq and is a predicted model, not a curated record. The transcript has a single exon. NCBI's taxonomy places the organism in Eukaryota, Viridiplantae, Streptophyta, Magnoliopsida, Rosales, Rosaceae.